This is a messenger RNA of Paralichthys olivaceus (Japanese flounder), 852 nucleotides long. Its product is annotated as heterogeneous nuclear ribonucleoproteins A1 homolog. The record is from RefSeq and is a predicted model, not a curated record. Gene Ontology annotation, molecular function: RNA binding. NCBI's taxonomy places the organism in Eukaryota, Metazoa, Chordata, Actinopteri, Pleuronectiformes, Paralichthyidae.
GUUACAGAGUCAGUCUACUCUGUAGAGCAGGUUCAACACACAUCAGCAGCUCAGUGAACUCUGAUAACAUGGAAGCAGCAAAAAGAAGUGUGUACAUCAGCCUUCCAAAGAAAUGCAUGGCUGCUUUGGGUAAAAACUAUGAACUGGACCAUGGACUGGUUGUAAAAGAUCUUAACCCAUAUUUGAAUGAAGGAUACAUACAAGCUUACUUUAGAGAAUGGGGCACUGUCACAAGGUGUAAGAUUAGCAAGAUCUCCGACAAGAGCAACAAAAAGGCUGUGGCCUAUGUGAGGUUUUCUGCGGAGGACGAAGCAGACAGAGCAGACUGGGCCGGUCCUCACUUUAUUGGAGGCGAUGAAGUGGAAGUGAGACGAGUUGUGAGUCCGAAGAUGGAAGAGGAUGAUUCAGACAAGCAGCUCGCCACAGUGUCUACAAAACCGAGACCACGGCGAUCAGUGGGUCUGGGCUACAUACUGGAAGAUGCUCAGUGGUUAGAUGAUGAAUUGGAAGAAUAAAGAAACAUAUUUUUUUAAAUAUAUACCCAGGAUGGCAUAGAACACUGUUUACUCACCUGAUUAUAAGCCUUGGAUGUAUAUUGCGGUGAAAUGGACCAUAUUAAUCAUAUUUUGCAUAUGUUUAUGUUUUGUUUGUCUACCAUGAAUGGGAAAUAAAGUUGUACUCAUUAUUAGCAGUAAAAUAGACAUUCAUGCCAUUAAUGUAGCCACUGUUGGAGAAUACAUGAUUUACUUUCAUCAUUAUUAUGAUACAUAAAUAAACUUCAUGAUUUCCCCACAAUGCUGAUCUUAACUUGUCUCUCUUUGUUUUUUUAAAUAAACACAUGAAUGGUGUCAA